UUGAGAAGGGUGUGUUUCAUGUUCCCCUCUGGAUUCAAGACAAAAAAGACUGACGGAUACGAGCAACUGGACAGGACAAAGAGGACAUGGAGACAGGAAGACAAAGAGAGAUGGAGGACAGAGCCUGAAGAGGACAAAUAAAGCAGAAUAAAGAAUAAAAGAUAAAAAGACAAAGACCCACACAGUUUGCCACUGAAGAAGGAUCGUAGAGCUGACGAAGCUUCACUCAGAGACUAACCUGCGAAAGCAAGUCACCCCCUCACCCCACCAACAACUUCCAACCCAGUUUAUUUUUCCAUCUCUGCUCUCCUGACUACAUUCCUGGAGUAUCUAGACAGGGAAUUUGUGUUUUUAUGUGUUGAUGAGUGUCAGGGUGGAUGGGACGUGGAUGGGACAUUGAAAGAUGUGUGUGUCGCAGCAUCAGUGGAUGAGCUAUAGGGGGCCAUGUCCCCCAAUUCUUUCCCUGAUCCUCUUCAUCUUCCCUUUGGCCUUCCUCUUCUCCAUUGCUCAGGGAGCUAUCGACAUUCCCAAACACUAUAAAAAACACAACAUGUCACAGCCACCAGAGCUGACGGAGUUGCCAACAUCAUUCACAGCCUUUUCUCGAGAGGACAUUGUUCUUCCCUGUGAGGCCUCUGGUAACCCCCCACCCACAUUCCGCUGGAUUAAGGAUGGGGAGCAGUUUGGGUUGGAGCAGACAGGAUCUGGGACACUGCGAGCCCAAGACCAAGACCUCGCAGUUUCCCUAGAGUCCUAUGCAGGAAGCUACCGCUGCUACGCCUCCAACACUCUGGGGACCGCCAUGACACAAACCGUAGAAGUCAUAGUUGAGCCUCAACCAGUUCUUCAAAAACAGCAGAAAGUACAUUUGGAAGCUUACGAGGGAUCGAGCAUCAUCCUGACCUGCAACCCUCCUAAGAGUUCUACUCCUCCACACAUCCACUGGAUGGACAAGAAGAUGGUGCACAUUGAACAGAACGACAGAGUGAUGACCGGCCUGGAUGGAAACUUAUACUUUUCUAAUCUUUGGAGGAACGACAGCAGAAAAGACUACAUCUGUAAUGCUCAGUACGCCGCAGCCAGGACCAUCCUCCCUGAAACUGCUAUCAGACUCACCGUCAAGCCCAGUAAUGAUGUUAAUGGUAGAAAACCUCAUUUCUUCCAUUCCCACGGCUCCCACACAUCGGUCCAGGCCCUCAGGGGUCACAGCGUCACCCUUGAAUGUAUCCCCAAAGGCCUCCCCACUCCUCGGGUGGAAUGGAUAAAGAAGGAUGGCAGACUGGAUGAAACAAGCAGCAAGGUUGAAAAUCACCACCGUUGGCUGAGCUUCAACAGCAUCACCCAGGCUGAUGAAGGGGAGUACCAGUGUAAAGCCUCUAACAGCUAUGGCUCCACCACACACUCUUUUACUGUCACUGUGGAAGCCGCUCCAUACUGGUUGAAGACCCCCAGAACCCCAGAACCCCAGAACCAGAUGUACGCCCCAGGGGAAACGGUACGACUGGACUGUAUGGCUGAUGGCAUACCACCUCCUACCAUCACCUGGAGCAUCAAUGGACAGAGAUUAGCAGAGGUGGACCCGGACCCUCGCCGCAGUUUAACCAGCAAUGCUUUAAUACUGAGGGAUGUGGAAUUCCAGGACACGGCUGUUUAUCAGUGUGAAGCCACCAACAAACACGGCUCCAUCCUCUUAAACACUAACCUCUUUGUUGUUGAGCUUCCUCCUCAGAUCCUGUCUUCUGAUGGACGCGUGUACAGAGUCAUUGAGGAUGGAGACAUCAAGCUACACUGUGAAUCUUUUGGCUCCCCACGACCGCAAAUUACGUGGGAGGAUGAGGUUGGGUCUCCUUUGUUGUUGGAUCCUCGUGCCUCCUUGUUGACCAAUGGAACAAUCGAGUUAUUGAACGUCAGCCACAAAGACAGUGGAGGGUACACCUGCUCUGUCAAAGACUCCAACAUCUCCAUCACUGCUAACCUGGUAGUCUUCAAUAAGACUAGGAUACUUACGGGCCCCACAGACGUUCGUAUUCGUAGAGGAAGCACUGCUUUCCUGGACUGUGAUUUCUACAAAGAUCCUCUGCUGCACAUGUCCUGGGUCGUCUGGAAGAAAGACGGUCAUGUUCUGCAGGAGUCACCAGAUAACAAAUACACUAUGUUUGAGAACAGAACACUGAAAGUGACAAAUGUCCAACCAGAGGACACGGCACAUUACACCUGUGAGGUAAAGACUGAACUGGACCAGGCAGACGCCACCGGGUCCAUCACUGUAGUUGCUCCACCGGACCCUCCCACCUCUCUGUCCUUUUCCAACAUUGUGGGCAACAGCCUCACUCUCAGCUGGAUUCCAGGAUCCUCUCACAACAGCAUCAUCACAGUGUUCAUCGUGGAGGCCCAGGAGAAGGCACAAUCAGAGAAUGGAAAGCAGAGCAGGGAGAGCUGGGAGAAGUGGAAUGAAGUAAUAGGAGACUUCAACCAUGUACAGCUGAUCCUCCGUCCCUUUUGCACCUACCGUUUCAGGGUUACUGCUGUUAAUGCAAUUGACAAGGGCAGAGCCAGCGAACCCUCAGAAAACUAUAGCACGCAACCUUCAGCUCCUGACAAAAACCCCAGCGGUGUACGUAGCAACUCCACACAACCAGGGACUCUGGUCAUCACAUGGGAUGAAAUGGAAAAUCGUUUGCAUAAUGGUCCAGAUUUCCACUACAAGGUGUUCUGGCGGGAGGUGAAGGGGACAAAUGUGCAGUGGCAAAGUAGUUAUGUAAAGCGUCCGCCAUAUCUAGUAAACAACACGCGUACCUACACACCAUUUGAGAUCAAAGUCCAGGCUGUCAAUAAAGCUGGAAAAGGGCCAGACCCAAUCCCCACCGUCGGUCACUCUGGAGAGGAUGAGCCAGAGGAGGCUCCCAGCGGAGUUUCGUCCACGGUGAUGAACACCACAGUCACAGUGACAUGGAACCAAGCCCAGAAGGUCCGAGGCUUGCUGCUGGGAUACAAGAUUUAUUUCAGCAGGCCUCGGAGUGGACAGGCUUGGCGUUCUCUUCGUAAAAAGCACCAUGUGGAGGAGCAAGAAAAGCAGAGAGACGAAGACAACUGGGUGGUGGAAGUUAAAGGCAUGGCCACAUCAAAGGAAGUGGGAGGUCUGCGUCUUUUCUCUAAGUAUGUGCUGUGGGUCACCGCUUUCAACAGCAAAGGGGAGAGCCCUCGCUCCGUGCCCCACCACUUCAACACUCCAGAAGGAGCUCCGGGUCCUCCUGCAUCAUUAAGGUUUGAAAGCCCCACGGAGAUGUCAUUGAUUCUCCUCUGGACUCCUCCACUUGAAACCAAUGGUAUACUGCUGGGUUAUAUGGUGCAGUACCAGCAAGAGGUGGAGAGUCGAAACAAACUUGUGAAGAUGCAGACGAUCAGCGAUCCCAAUGUAAAUCACAUUUUAUUGGAAGAUUUAGACCCCCAAAGUUAUUACAUCUUUAAAGUGAUAGCACGCACCGCUGCUGGAGAUGGACCUCCUAUCACACGGAGGGGGGCCACUCUGUUGGAAGGAGUUCCUCCAACAAACAUCACCAUAGUCUCCAGUAAUACAUCAUUCAACCUUAGCUGGGUGCCUGGAGAGCGAGACAGGAACCAUGGCUUCCACAUCUACUAUCUCAAGAAGGAUGCUGGAGGAAGGUGGCAGGAGUCAGAAGUCGUAAACUCCACGAAGGGUUUCUAUUCACUGACGGACCUCCAUCCAGGAAUGCAGUACCAUCUAAAGAUCCUUCAUGGUAACAUCACUCAUUGGGAAGAUACAGUCUGGACCUUGGGACCAGUACCAUCAGAGAUGCCCAGUGGUUUCGCCACCCAAGGAUGGCUGAUAGGACUCAUCAGCGCUGUUGUGCUGCUGCUGCUGAUACUGCUCAUCCUUUGCUUUAUCAAACACAGCAAGGGUGGCAAAUAUGCAGUUAAGGAAAGAGAGGAAAAGCAGGUGGACUCUGAAGUUCGACCAAUGAAAGAUGAGACUUUUGGAGAAUACAGGUCCCUGGAGAGCAUUCUAGAUGAGAAGCACUCGGACAGCCAGCCGUCUCUGUGUGAGGACAGUAAAGUGGGGAGUGACGACUCUCUGGCUGAGUACGGGGACAGUGUGGACAUUCAGUUCAAUGAGGACGGCUCCUUUAUAGGCCAGUACAGUGGCCGAGGGCCUGCUCCCCAUGGCAACGAGAGCUCUGAUCCAGCCUCUCCAGUUAAUGCAAUCCCACCUCCCCCAAUUGCUCCAUCUAUGUCCAGCAUCCUGAACCGACCCAGCUAGACAUACUUACAUAUAUACUAUAAAAGGAAGCAUAUAUGAAUGGCUGCAACAAAAACAAAAGGAGACAGGUUUCCUUACUAACUGCCUGUUAAGAUUACACAGCGUGACAUACACAUUAAUCAGACAUUUCUUUCAUGUAAAGAAGAAAGAAGGGAGGUGGAGGACAGGAUCAGCUGUUUGUAAGGAAAGAAUUAACAAGUUUACAUUGCAUGUGCAGUUUAAGAAAACUCUUCAUGUGACUCCAGACACCUCAACAAGUCAACUGCCAACUACAUAAAUUAAAUAAAUGUUUACUGUCAGCAGCUGCAGAGAUGGUUAAUGCUAUUUUGCUAAGCUGUGUUAUCUUUUACCAUGAGCAUAUAACGUUUACAUCCAUUUUUUAUGCAUUUUUUUAUCUAUUUAAAUUUGAUCUCUUUGUCUACUGUUGUUUACAAAGAGGAAUGCUUUCUGAUUGGAUCCUGCUACAGUUUUUAUGAUGUACCAGUUUCUAAAAGCUUAAGAAGCGCUCAGCAGGUCCAAACAUAGUUUAAUGUUUAAAACUAAAUGGCAGUUAUUGAGCGCUUAGGAAGAUGUUAGUGAAGGAUUUUGAACAACUUAUGCAGAAUAUAUGACACAGUAUACACUAUGUCUUUUAUAAGAUUUCAUUUAAACAUCUGAAACUUUAACUCUCAUUUUGCUUAUUGGACACAUUUAAUUCUUAAGCAAAAUGUCACAAUUACUUUUACUAAGAAGUUAUUUUUUGUUUUUUAUAAGUUUUUAUUUGUGUUUGUGUGUAUCCAUAUGGAAAUGGUUUAGUACAGAUAUCAAAGAAGCUCCCGUAUGAAGACUGGGAUGACAGGCUGAUGCUCUCCACCUCCUCUCUUCUCACUUUCUGUCAGUCAGUCAUCAGGAUGAAACGGUGGAUGAAACGGUGACUUACUGAACUGUUGUUCUUUUCCUAAAUGCUCUGUGUGCAUUUUGAAAUUGGUGAAGAUAUUUUCUUCGCUUGCACGUGUGCUUUACCUUCUCAAGUUGAGCUAUUGUCUUUGAAGCAGACACUGCAACAAAUGGACCUUUCAGAGCAGCAGAACGGCAUCAUGUUUCAGGGUACACCUGGACCGUUCUGCUGGUACGAGGGAGGGGGACAGGGAUGACUUUAAUUGUCUGUAGGAAACAAAAAGAUGACAAAGGAAAAGUCUGUUUUCUAUACUCUGAAUGUAAAUAAAAAAGAAUUAAGAUUGCCUCUUUUUUUUUUUUACUUGUGUUUCUUUUAAAGGAUUAUCAGAUUGUUUUUUUUUAAUCUGUUGCUUUGUUUGACUUUGUACUGCAGCAACUUGAUUCUGCAGCAUUUCCACCGUACAAAGCCCCCACCCAGCAUCAUCUUUUCCUCUGCUUUUCCUCUUGUGUCAUUUAGUAACUUAUAGAUUUAGACAACACUAGAAUUAUAGGGAAGAACUUCUGUUCAGUUUCUCUGUAGCCUUUAGAGACGCAGCAGACUAAUAACUAUAACGUCAUGUCAUUAAUGUUAACAUUUUUCCUGGUGCAGAGGGCUUUUGGUGCGGUCUUCUGAAGCGCAGGAUAAACCAGCUGUAAAUCAGUCUUUAAGUGUAUUUCAUGGCCUUUCAGUGGCAGACGGGCUGCACUGCAGGUUCUGUUCACAGUGCCUCCAACUGUCCCUAAUCCAGUCUCACGGGAUCAGUAAGGAAAGGUGGGGUAAGAUGGAGGAGGUGAAAUACUGCAAUACUAAGAUGUGCUAAUGUGUGCUGUACUGUAGCUGAUUAACUAACCCAGCCUGUAAACUAAUAAAUAAACAUGGACUCUGCAUAUACUGAA
Melanotaenia boesemani (Boeseman's rainbowfish) is the source of this 6091-nucleotide messenger RNA. RefSeq names its product neural cell adhesion molecule L1.1-like. Bases 404 to 4279 code for a protein of 1291 amino acids. The transcript has 29 exons. The record is from RefSeq and is a predicted model, not a curated record. Gene Ontology annotation, biological process: brain development; cell-cell adhesion; axon guidance. Gene Ontology annotation, molecular function: cell-cell adhesion mediator activity. Lineage: Eukaryota; Metazoa; Chordata; Actinopteri; Atheriniformes; Melanotaeniidae. Gene Ontology annotation, cellular component: axon; plasma membrane.